AUGCGAGUUGCCGGCUAUGCUCCGCCAGGCGGACCCAGUGAUAUUGUGCAGGAGUACCUCUCUCCGGACGAUCCUUGGGUCGCCAAUUACCAGGAUUUCAAGGUACUUACUGAUGCCGAGAAAAAGGACGUAAUUGCUCGUGAAGCCGAAGAACAUGGUCUCGAGAGACCAAAAGGCUGGAAUGUGUCUUUCCAUUACAAUCCGCACGUGGAGUAUCAUCACUUCGGCAGCUCACAUCCGAUGAAACCAUGGCGUUUGACGCUGACGAAACAGCUUGUUCUUGCGUAUGGGUUGGAGUAUACCAUGGAUCUCUUCGAGCCAAGACCAGCCAGCUUCCAGGACCUUGCUGUGUUCCACGACCGCGAAUAUCUAGCCUAUCUCAGCAAAAUCACGCCUCAGAACGCACAGCCCGAGGAUCCUCAGUAUAUAGCAUAUGGCUUUGGUGGCGAGUCGAACGACUGCCCAGUAUUUGAUGGACUGUGGAACUACGUAUCACUUUAUACGGGUGCUACAAUGAGCGCCGCCUACAAUCUCAUCAACAAUCAGUCUAAUAUCGCCAUAAACUGGUCUGGGGGUUUACAUCACGCGAAGAAGAAUCUUGCCUCCGGAUUCUGCUAUGUCAACGACAUUGUGAUAGCGAUCCAAACUCUACUUUCGCGGAACCAGCGCGUCCUGUACAUUGAUAUUGACGUCCACCACGGCGAUGGUGUCGAACAGGCAUUCGAGUCUACAGAUCGUGUAUUUACGCUCUCGUACCACAAGUAUGGUAUCGACAAGCACGGCUAUCCGUUCUUCCCAGGUACAGGAGCCAUCGACGAGACGGGCCCUGCAGAUCCUAGAAAUCCCGGCAAGGCCCACAGCCUGAAUAUUCCCAUUGAUGACGGCAUCGACGACGACCAGUACAAGUGGCUCUUCAAGACGGUUACCGGCGCAGUAAUCGAAAAAUACAACCCGCAAGCUAUCGUCCUGCAGUCAGGUGCCGACUCUCUUGGGGGUGACCGCCUCGGUCGCUUCAAUCUCAACAUCAAAGCGCACGGCUAUUGCGUAGAAACAGUAAAAGCUUACGGUCGUCCUCUGCUCAUCAUAGGCGGUGGUGGCUACACGCCUCGCAAUGUUGCACGGACAUGGUGUCACGAAACGUCUGUCUGUGUAGGUGCAACGCUUCAUAAUGAGCUACCUGCCCACAUACCCUACCUCCAAGCCUUCCAAGGAGCAGAGAAUGGCGACGGAGUUUUAUACCCUGAUCUACACAACACGAAGCGUCACGACAACCUGAACUCGCAGGCUAAAUUGCACAAGCUGGUCGAGCAAGCGCUAGAGAAUUUGAGGUACUUGGAGGGUGCACCUAGUGUGGUCGUAGACACAAAGGGCAUUCCGCUAGAAGAGCUCAUGAGAGUGAGGGAGGCGAUUGAUCGAGAGAUGGAAGAAGAGGCGGAGGACAAGGCCCGUCUCUCGGUCGAGAAUAGCAGACGCAGGAAAGAGAAGAACAUUGGCGGCCGAAGUGAGCGGAGAUAG
Molecule: messenger RNA, 1515 nt
Organism: Alternaria burnsii
Lineage: Eukaryota; Fungi; Ascomycota; Dothideomycetes; Pleosporales; Pleosporaceae
Product: histone deacetylase
Exons: 1
Coding region: 1-1515 (504 amino acids)
Molecular function (GO): histone deacetylase activity
Source: RefSeq, a predicted model, not a curated record